Penicillium verhagenii is the source of this 1995-nucleotide messenger RNA. Its product is annotated as U4/U6-U5 snRNP complex subunit SNU66. Gene Ontology annotation, biological process: maturation of 5S rRNA; mRNA cis splicing, via spliceosome. The record is from RefSeq and is a predicted model, not a curated record. The coding region runs from base 1 to 1995 and encodes 664 amino acids. Gene Ontology annotation, cellular component: U4/U6 x U5 tri-snRNP complex. The transcript has a single exon. Lineage: Eukaryota; Fungi; Ascomycota; Eurotiomycetes; Eurotiales; Aspergillaceae.
AUGGCGGACGCCGUGUCUAUUGAGCAGACCAACAAGAUCCGAAUUUCUCUCGGACUCAAGCCACUCCCUGUCCCCAGCGCCACCGGUCCCGAAUUUAGAGAAGACGACUCCUCCAGCGGAUCCGAAGACGAAGAAGACCCCGCGAGCACCCUCGAAACACGACAGGAACAAGGAUAUGACAAUUGGAAGAAACUUCAGGACGACGCCGACGCGAAAAAACGUCGCGAAGAAAAGAAUGCCGCCAUCAAGAGAGCGCGCGACGAGGCCCAGCGUAAGCUGCAGCUGGAAGGCACUACGCUGGGCGAGUCGCUCGGCGCCGACCUGGACACCAAGGCCUGGUUGAUGCAAUCCAAGAAAAAGACCAAGAAGAUCGAGAAGGAGCGCGCGCGCAAACUAGCCCAAGAACUUGAGGAGCGAGAGCGCGAGGCUGCGAUUCAAUAUACUUCUGAAGAUCUUGCUGGUGUCAAAGUCGGACAUUCUAUCGGCGCAUUUGGAGGUGGCGAGGACCAUAUUCUUACACUCAAGGACGCCGCGGUGGAUGACGAGGAGGGGGGCGAUGAGCUUGAAAAUGUGAACUUGGCAGAGAUGGAGAGGACCGAGGAAAAGCUAGAACUGAAGAAGCGCAAGCCUGUCUACGAUCCUACGGCCGAAAACCAAGGAAUUCUCUCGCAAUAUGACGAGGAGAUCGACGGCAAGAAACGCAAAAGAUUUACAUUAGACGCCAAGGGUUCCACAGAGGAGGAACGGGAGGCCAAACGUCAAGAGGUCUCGGGCAAAUUAAGGAUGGGAGCUAUCAGCCUAGACCUGGAGCCCGAGAUUCCAACUUCCGAUUACAUGGAUAUCAGCGAGAUCAAGAUCAAGAAGCCGAAGAAGAAGAAGGCCAAGACUACCAAACAACGAGCGACCAUUGAUGACGAGGACCUGACCCCCCACGUCGAAUCAAAUGGCGCUUCUAUGGAUAUUGAUUCAGGCAAUGGAGUUCAGGCUCCCGCCCGAAAGCCGAUCGAUCAGAAUAUCUCCUUUGUGGAUGACGAUGACCUACAAGCAUCUCUUGCACUACAGCGACGUGCUGCUUUCAAAAAGCGCAAGAAGAUGCGCCCAGAGGAUCUUGCCCAGCAGCUUCGCGAAGAAGGUUCACAGACCCCGAUGGAUGUGGAAACCCCCGAAGGCGAUGCAGAGGAACCCGGCCUUGUAAUUGACGAGACAUCUGAAUUCAUCUCCAACCUCCAGAAACCUACACUUCCUGAGCGGGAAGAACGACAAAAGUCUACACCUGUGGAGGCGAAGCCUCAACCCGAGGACGAACCACAGGAUGUUGAUAUGGAGCGCUCUUACAAUGAUAUUGAAGACGACGAAGAUCUCGCCGAACGUAUCAAGUGCGAGGAAUCUCAAAAGGAGAAAGAAGAGAUGACCGGCACUGGACUGGAAGAAGAAGCUACAUUGGAUCAGGGUAUGGGAGCUGCAUUGUCUAUGCUGCGACGGCGUGGCCUGGUGAAGGACACUGGUGGCAGUGAUCGCAAUGCUCUUAUGCGUGACCGCCAGCGCUUCCUUCAAGAAAAGGAGAACCGUGAAGCUGAGGCCGACCGACGAGCUCGGAUGCAGCGUGAGCGUGACCGUACUUCUGGUAAACUCGACCGCAUGUCGGCCCGUGAACGUGAGGAACACGCCCGGUGGGAGAACAAGCAGCGAGACCAACAGGAAGCCCGCCAAAUGGCCGAGGUAUUCAACAAGGAAUACAAGCCCGACGUGCAACUCAAGUAUGUGGAUGAACACGGCCGCUCGAUGAAUCAGAAGGAAGCUUUCAAGCACCUCAGUCAUCAGUUCCACGGCAAGGGUAGCGGCAAGAUGAAGACGGAGAAGCGAUUGAAGAAGAUGGAAGAUGAAGAUAAACGUGAGGCCAUGAGUACUAUGGACAGCAGUCAACACACGGGUAUGAACAAUGCCAUGGGACAGCAAGCGCGGAAGAACCGCCAGGCUGGUGUACGACUCGGCUAA